CCGAGGACGCACGCAGCCCCGUCGCCCGCGCCGGCGACAGCUCCAGCCCGCCGGCGGUGCGGCCGCCCCGGCCCGAGCGCAGCGCGCGGGUCCGGGCGGAUGGGCAGCUGCGGGCGGCGGCCGCGGCCCCAGGACGCGCCGCUCUGCGCCACCCCUGGCCGGUCCCGGCGGACGGCAGCUCUGAGGUGAAGGAAGUAUCCUAACCAGAUGUCUCGAGGAAAAGAACAGAGGAUGCGUUGUGGGGGUGACUGAGAAGCACCGUGAUUUUGGAGAUGGUUGUGGCAUCUGCGGUUGGCUGCGCACUGUAGACCGCAGCGCCCUGCACGCUUGGUCUCCUGCUGUGAGUGACGGUGGGGUUAGAGUUGUACCAGUCUCUCUGGUGAGAUGACUGUUUGCCCCUGUGGACAUGAGUGACCCACGGCAGUUGCAAACGGAGAGGCACAAGCGUGGCAGAGUCGCCACCAAGCUCAAGGACACUCCCGGAAUCAUGCAGUCUGAUGAUUAUUUUGCUCGAAAAUUUAAAGCCAUUAAUGGCAACAUUGGAACUGCUACAUCUUUAAGUAUCUCCAGUCCCAGUGAGAGUGGUGGUCCAGCCAAUGGUACCCCAGCUGUGCCCAAGAUGGGUGUGAGGGCCAGAGUAUCCGAAUGGCCUCCCAAAAAGGACUGCUCCAAGGAUCUGGCCUGUAAGACGCUGUGGGAAAGCCGGUCGCAGUCCAGCUAUGAGAGCGUCACCUCCAUGCUGCAGAACGGGCAGAGCGACCAGGGAGACGCCCAGCACGAGGAGCAGCUAGACCUGGACUUUGUGGAGGCCAAGUACACCCUUGGAGACCUCUUCAUCCAUUCUUCCCAGAGAGGACUGCACCCCAUACGGCAGAGAAGCAAUAGCGAUGUCACCAUCAGCGACGUUGACGGUGAGGACGUGCUAGACCAGCGUGCGGUGAACCCCAACACGGGGGCCGCCCUGCGCAGGGAGUACGGGAGCACAUCGUCCAUCGACAGGCAGGGCUUGUCUGGAGAGAACUUCUUUGCGAUGCUCCGAGGAUAUCGGGUGGACAAUUAUGACCCCAAAGCCGCGAGCCCCUUUGGAUUCCCUGAGUUCUUCCCCUGCGACCCUGCCAUCUCCCCCAGCCUCCACGCCGCAGCGCAGAUUGCUAGGGGAGAGCUCGUCCGCAUCUCAGCGCUGGACUACAUGGACAGUGCCCUCCUGAUGGGGAGGGACAGGAACAAACCUUUCAAGCGCAGAUUGAAAUCGGAGUCAGUGGAAACUUCGCUCUUCCGAAAGCUGCGGACUGUGAAGAGCGAGCACGAGGCCUUCAAGUUCACAUCUGACCUGGAGGAGGGCCGCCUUGAGCGGGGGGCUCGCCCCUGGAGUUGUCAGCGCUGCUUCGCACACUACGACGUCCAGAGCAUCCUGUUCAACAUCAACGAAGCCAUGGCCACCAGGGCCAGCGUGGGGAAGAGGAAGAACAUCACCACAGGGGCUUCAGCUGCAUCGCAGACCCCCGCAGCUGCCGGCCCGGUGGGCAGCUGCGAGUCGCCCCUGGGCAGCAAGGAAGACCUCAACUCGAAGGAGAACCUGGACGCCGACGAGGGCGACGGCAAGAGCAACGACCUGGUCCUGAGCUGCCCUUACUUCCGAAACGAGACUGGUGGGGAGGGUGACCGGCGUAUUGCGCUCUCCCGGGCCAACUCGGCCUCCUUCAGUGCUGGCGAGAGCUGCUCCUUCGAGUCUUCCCUCAGCUCCCACUGCACCAACGCAGGCGUCUCCGUGCUGGAGGUGCCCCGAGAGAGCCAGCCGGUUCACAGGGAGAAGGUCAAGCGCUACAUAAUAGAGCACAUCGACCUGGGGGCCUACUACUACCGCAAAUUCUUCUACGGGAAAGAACACCAGAACUACUUUGGAAUAGACGAAAACCUAGGCCCCGUGGCAGUCAGCAUCCGGAGGGAGAAGGUGGAAGAGGUCAAGGAGAAGGAAGGACCCCAGUUCAACUACAGGGUGGCUUUCAGGACGAGCGAGCUGACCACCCUGCGCGGAGCCAUCUUGGAGGACGCUGUGCCCUCCACUGCCCGGCACGGCACCGCGCGGGGCCUCCCCCUCAAGGAAGUGCUGGAGUUCGUCGUCCCAGAGCUGAGCAUCCAGUGCCUGCGGCAGGCCUCCAGCUCCCCCAAGGUCCCGGAGCAGCUGCUCAAGCUGGACGAGCAAGGGCUGAGCUUUCAGCACAAGAUUGGUGUCCUUUACUGCAAAGCAGGCCAGAGCACAGAGGAGGAGAUGUACAACAACGAGACAGCCGGGCCGGCCUUUGACGAGUUCCUUGACCUGCUGGGCCAGAGAGUGCGGCUAAAAGGGUUCAGCAAGUACCGUGCCCAGCUGGACAAUAAAACGGAUUCCACAGGAACCCACUCCCUGUACACCACAUACAAAGACUACGAGCUCAUGUUCCACGUGUCGACCCUGCUUCCAUACAUGCCAAACAACAGGCAGCAGCUUCUACGGAAGAGGCACAUCGGGAACGACAUCGUCACCAUCGUCUUCCAGGAGCCUGGGGCUCUUCCGUUCACGCCCAAGAACAUCCGCUCCCACUUUCAGCACGUCUUUGUCAUAGUGAAAGUGCACAACCCUUGCACGGAGAAUGUGUGCUACAGUGUUGGAGUUUCCAGAUCAAAGGAUGUUCCAUCAUUCGGUCCCCCCAUCCCUAAAGGUGUGACUUUUCCAAAGUCAGCAGUGUUUCGGGACUUCCUGUUAGCCAAAGUAAUUAAUGCAGAAAAUGCAGCCCAUAAAUCAGAAAAAUUCCGAGCAAUGGCCACCCGAACCAGGCAGGAGUACUUGAAGGACCUGGCUGAGAACUUUGUCACUACUGCCACAGUGGACACCUCUGCCAAGUUUAGCUUCAUCACCCUGGGUGCGAAGAAGAAGGAGAGGGUGAAGCCCAGGAAAGACGCCCAUCUUUUUAGCAUCGGAGCCAUCCUGUGGCGCGUGGUGGCCCGCGACUUCGGCCAGUCCGCAGACAUCGAGUGCCUCCUGGGGAUUUCUAACGAGUUCAUCAUGCUGAUAGAAACGGACUCCAAGAACGUGGUGUUCAACUGCUCCAGCAGGGAUGUCAUUGGGUGGACGUCUGGGUUAGUGAGUAUCAAGGUGUUCUACGAGAGGGGAGAGUGUAUCCUGCUGUCCUCAGUGGACAGCCGUGCAGAAGACAUACGAGAAAUCGUCCAGCGACUAGUCAUCGUGACCAGAGGCUGUGAGACCGUGGAAAUGACCCUGCGGAGGAACGGGCUGGGCCAGCUAGGCUUCCACGUGAACUUCGAGGGCAUUGUGGCUGACGUGGAGCCUUUCGGCUUUGCCUGGAAGGCAGGCCUGCGCCAGGGCAGCCGCCUCGUGGAGAUCUGCAAGGUGGCUGUGGCCACACUGACCCACGAGCAGAUGAUAGACCUGCUGCGGACUUCCGUCACUGUCAAGGUGGUCAUCAUCCAGCCCCAUGACGACGGCUCGCCCCGCAGGGGGUGUUCAGAGCUCUGCCGGAUCCCCAUGGUGGAAUACAAGCUGGACAGCGAGGGCACGCCCUGCGAGUACAAGACUCCGUUCCGGAGGAACACCACGUGGCACCGUGUGCCCACACCUGCCCUGCAGCCCGUCUCCAGAGCCUCCCCUGUGCCUGGCACACCGGACCGCCUGCAGUGCCAGCCCCUGCUCCCACAGGCCCAGGCCGCCAUUCCCCGCAGCACCUCCUUCGACAGGAAGCUGCCUGACGGCACCAGAAGUUCUCCCAGCAACCAGUCGUCCUCCAGUGACCCCGGACCCGGUGGGAGCGGACCCUGGAGACCACAAAUGGGCUACGAUGGGUGUCCAUCCCCUCUGCUGAUGGAGCACCAGGGCCCAGGCGCUUUGGAAUGUGAUGGAUCCAGAGAGCAUGAGGAUGCCAUGGACGGAAGCAGGCACCCAGAAACAAAAUGGCACGGCCCACCUUCCAAAGUCUUGAGUUCCUAUAAAGAAAGAGCCCUGCAGAAAGAUGGAAGCUGCAAAGACUCUCCUAAUAAGCUUUGCCAUAUGGGAGAUAAAAGCUGCUCCAGCCCCUCCAGCAGCAACACACUGUCCAGCAACACAUCCAGCAGCAGCGAGGACAAGCACUUCGGGUCCGGGGAUCUGAUGGACCCCGAGUUGCUGGGGCUGACCUACAUCAAAGGGGCUUCCACCGACAGCGGCAUCGACACGACCCCCUGCCUGUCGGCCACCGUCCUCGGCCCCGUGCACCUGGCCGGCAGCCGGUCCCUGAUCCACAGCCGGGCCGAACAGUGGGCUGACGCAGCCGACAUCUCGGGGCCCGCCGACGAGCCCGCCAAGCUGUACGCCGUGCACGGUUACCCUGCCGCCAUCUCCACCGGCGGCGCCGACGACGAGCCCGCCAAGCUGUACGCCAUGCACGGUUACCCUGCCGCCAUCUCCACCGGCGGCGCUGCCGGCGGCAGCACGGGCGACCUCAGUGAGAUAUCAUCCCACUCCAGUGGCUCUCACCAUUCAGGAAGUCCGUCAGCUCAUUGUUCCAAAAGCAGUGGGUCCCUGGAUUCCUCCAAAGUCUACAUUGUGUCGCACAGCAGUGGUCAGCAGGCUCCUGGCUCCACGUCCAAGCCUUACCACAGGCAGGGAGUGGCAAGCACGUAUGUCAUUGGCUGGAAGAAAUCAGAAGGCAGCCCGCCACCCGAGGAGCCCGAGGUGACCGGAUGUCCAGGGAUGUACAGUGAGAUGGACGACCUGGCCCCAGCUCGGCACCAGGCCGUGGGAGACCCAGCUUCGGAAACUCAGCACGUCCUCUCCAAAGAAGACUUCCUGAAGCUCAUGCUUCCUGGGAGCCCCUCGGUGGGAGAAGGGAGGAGGAAGUUCUUGUUCUACGGGAACCUGUCUCCCCGGAGGUCGCUGUACCGCACACUGUCUGACGAGAGCGUCUGCAGCAAUCGGAGGGGAUCAUCCUUCGGGGGCUCCCGGAGCUCCAUACUGGACCAGGCCCUGCCCAACGACAUCCUGUUCAGCACCACCCCGCCCUACCACAGCACGCUGCCUCCGAGAACCCAGCCUGCGCCCGGCAUGGGGACCCUGCGCAAUGAGUUCUGGUUCUCCGAUGGGUCGUUAUCAGAGAAGUCCAAGUGCACAGACCCGGGCCUGAUGCCCCUCCCUGACACGGCCACAGGAUUAGAUUGGUCCCACCUCGUCGACGCUGCACGGGCGUUUGAAGGUCUUGACUCAGAUGAAGAACCGGGGCUGCUCUGUCACCACGCGUCCUGUCUAGACCAGAGGGUGGCAUCUUUCUGCACCCUGACAGACCUGCAGCACGGGCAGGACCUGGAAGGGGCCCCGGAGCUCCCCCUGUGUGUGGACCCCAGCAGCAGCAAGGAGUUCAUGGACACAGCUGGGGAGCGCUCUCCGUCCACACUGACCGGGAAAGUCAACCAGCUGGAGUUGAUCCUGCGGCAGCUGCAGACAGACCUGCGGAAGGAGAAGCAGGACAAGGCCGUCCUGCAGGCAGAGGUGCAGCACCUGCGCCAGGACAACCUGCGGCUGCAGGAGGAGUCGCAGACCGCCACCGCCCAGCUGCGCAAGUUCACCGAGUGGUUCUUCAGCACCAUGGACAAGAAGGCCUGACCUGCCCCCCCCCCCCCCCCCCCCCCCCC
Perognathus longimembris pacificus (Pacific pocket mouse) is the source of this 5658-nucleotide messenger RNA. It is a transcript of the gene Sipa1l2, whose product is annotated as signal induced proliferation associated 1 like 2. Lineage: Eukaryota; Metazoa; Chordata; Mammalia; Rodentia; Heteromyidae. The record is from RefSeq and is a predicted model, not a curated record. Gene Ontology annotation, biological process: activation of GTPase activity; regulation of small GTPase mediated signal transduction. Gene Ontology annotation, molecular function: GTPase activator activity; protein binding. Gene Ontology annotation, cellular component: cytoplasm.